AUGAGUGUAAUUUUUUUAUUCCUCGUACACUCGCAUGUUUCUUGAUUAAGUUGUGUUCAUCAGCAUUCGUUUAUUUAUUUGUUAAUAAUUCACAAACAACGUGAUCUCAUUUGUUGUACGAGCAGCACUGGAAUGUGUUCGCUGCGGCGCGUGCUGGCCGGGGAGGAAUGCCUUGACCACGCCUCCCCUCCUCCCUGGCGUCCAAUCAGGGCGCGGGUACCGUUUCAAGGCGCCCGCGGAGUCCCAACCGUAGAAAAACAAAACCUGGGAUAACAACAAAACUCUCGUUUUACACCCAACUACGAACCAGAAUUCGUUUUUCCGCGCUAGAUCUUCCGUACGCGAUCGAUCCUCGCUGUUUUCCGUCGCUCCUAGUGGCCUCUCGGGCGAUGUUGUUUAUCUGUAGUAACGGGGGGCUUGAAACCGCCCUCCCUUGCCCCAUUUCCUCGGUUGUUUUCCUUCUCUCGCCUGGAUUCUCCAUGUUGUUGCUGCAAAAGUGAGGACUCUCAAAAGAGAGGGGGGCUUCUCUGCGAUAUUACCAGCAAUACAAUCGGCACAUCCGACAAGACGGGCCGCACGGAGUCUCAGAUAGCGUCCGAAGAACAUAUCCAAGUGCCUUGCCCCCUCCCCAGGCGGACCCUCCGAGGGAAGAAGAAGAAGAAGAGGCGGCGGACGGGAGAAUAAUAAAGAAAGCCAGGAACAAGAUAAAUCCUACUCCCAUCGAGGAUCGUAACUGAGGCGGAUGACAAGUUAACUCGGCGAAUAAUAACGUCAGCUUGUCAAUAAAACCCAAUGAGGGAUGCCCAUCAGUACUCGGGGACAGGAUUUGAGGAUUUUGAGGGCUCCGUGAUUGUCAGAUGGAAAGUUCUGUUAUCACCCAAGUGCAAAAAGAAGACGUCCAAGUGUCACCGAAAACAGGCCAGGUGAGCCGGUCUGCCCUGAAACAGCCGCGGAGUUGCAACAUCUUCAAAGCGCUUUUCUGUUGCCUCCAAGCUCAGGAUGGCCCCAAAUCACCAGCACUGCCGCCGCCGCCACCGCCGCCAUCACCCUCCCAGCAGGGAUUGCUGGAGUCACAGGAAAAUGGGAUGGUUGUCAAGCUAUCUGAACCAAACCUGCUGCCUGAGGUGACGGCCCAGGACCAAGGGAAGCUGUGUGUGGUCAUAGACCUGGAUGAGACCCUGGUGCACAGCUCAUUCAAGCCUAUUAGUAAUGCAGACUUCAUCGUGCCUGUGGAGAUAGAGGGGACCACACACCAGGUGUAUGUGCUGAAGAGGCCGUAUGUGGACGAGUUCCUGCAGAGAAUGGGCGAAUUGUUUGAAUGUGUGCUGUUUACAGCCAGUCUCGCUAAGUACGCAGACCCGGUGACGGACCUGCUGGACCAGGGAGGAGUAUUCCGGACCCGGUUGUUUCGGGAAUCUUGUGUAUUCCACCAGGGCUGCUAUGUCAAGGAUUUAAGCCGCCUAGGCAGAGACCUCCACAAAACCCUCAUCCUGGACAACUCUCCUGCCUCUUACAUAUUCCACCCAAAUAAUGCUAUUCCGGUGGUGUCGUGGUUUGACGACGUGGAUGAUGCUGAGCUGCUAAACCUUCUUCCUGUGUUUGAAGAUCUUAGCCAAGCUGAUAACGUUUACACCCGGCUGGACCAGCUUCGUGGACAAUAGCUUUCAACAGACCUGCUCGACUCCAACGGGAGCAGCAGCGCUAAAGUUGACUAAAAUAGCCACAUGUAUUCAGAACAUAGACAUAAGUUUCCAGACUGUUCUCUUUGCCUGCGCACAAUCCUUCUGUUUAGAAAACUGCAUUGGUAUGAGGUCAAGGAAAUUCUAAGCCUGGGGAAAGAUUGUUGGCUCAAUUGAAAGUGUAUGUCACAAAGUGAGGCCUCUCCUCUGAUCCACAGUGCUGACAAUAAUCACAAAUCACUACUUUUAAGCACCACGACAGAGCUGCAAACAACAAAAAAACACCAACCAAAGCACUCCCAUCACAAUCACUCAGUUGGUAUGAAUUUUAAAGGGGUUCUUUUGCCAAAGCAGAAGCCUGCCUGUCCUGACUUGACUUUUGGACAUUGUUUUUUGUUAAUUGUGCCUUGUAUGGAACAACAAAAACACCUUUUCUAAUAAACGAUUUUAUACCUUUCA
Molecule: messenger RNA, 2138 nt
Organism: Pundamilia nyererei
Lineage: Eukaryota; Metazoa; Chordata; Actinopteri; Cichliformes; Cichlidae
Gene: ctdsp2
Product: CTD (carboxy-terminal domain, RNA polymerase II, polypeptide A) small phosphatase 2
Exons: 7
Coding region: 858-1661 (267 amino acids)
Molecular function (GO): RNA polymerase II CTD heptapeptide repeat phosphatase activity
Source: RefSeq, a predicted model, not a curated record